Adineta steineri is the source of this 510-nucleotide messenger RNA. The record is from the annotation of a GenBank genome assembly. NCBI's taxonomy places the organism in Eukaryota, Metazoa, Rotifera, Eurotatoria, Adinetida, Adinetidae.
AUGUGUAAAACAAAAAGUUGUAUUAGUGCAAAUGAAGAUUCUAUUCGUUCGUUAUCUGAACAUAAUUCAGAAUUGAAUGUUGAUCAACCAAUAAAUGAAAUAACAUAUCAUCAUUCAUCAUCUUCUUCAUUAACACUCGAUAUUGAACAGACAAAUAAUCUUCUAGAAAAUAAUCCUAUUGUAUAUGAGAAUGAAUCAAUAAUGUUAAGUUCUAUACUUACUGAUAUACUUAAUGAUCGGCUAACUACCGACACAUUAGCAGGAAAUAAUCCAUUAUCAUCUGACAGAAACAAUCGAAGAUCAUCAUUCAAACUUGAUAAAACUACAUCUAUACAUUCUUUAUCAACAAGUUUUAAUAAACAAUCAAAUGAUUUUAUAUUUGAAAAAACUACAGCAAGAAAUUAUAAUUUAGGAAAACAUGAAAAUUGGAUACAUAAUGCAACUAUAUCGUAUAUUCAUCCAUUUAAUGAUUAUAUACAUCAACGAAGAAAUAAAAACUUGAUGUGCUAA